Glycine soja is the source of this 856-nucleotide messenger RNA. RefSeq lists its product as uncharacterized. Bases 34 to 468 code for a protein of 144 amino acids. Lineage: Eukaryota; Viridiplantae; Streptophyta; Magnoliopsida; Fabales; Fabaceae. The transcript is spliced from 3 exons. The record is from RefSeq and is a predicted model, not a curated record.
AACUAUGAAGCCCUAUUUCAAUUUGCAACUGCGAUGGCGUCACAUGGAUGCCGUCGAUGCCCUCGGCACACCGAUCAGCCACAGCAGCACUGCCCCCACUGCCCUCUACGUCGUCACUGCUCCCACUGCCCUCUCCGCCGUCACUGCCACCACUGCCCUCUCCACAACCCUCACUUUCACGCUGUUAACUUCAUCAAACCCCAAACUCAACCAUAUUUCCCUCCUCUUCCUCACUUCGCUCCCUCACCCCUCAAAACGCAUCCCAAUUUUGAGUCUCUUCAUCAUAACGAACAACCCUUUUCUUCUGAUGCUCGGAUUUCACUUGAGCUGGAGCAUAUAGUGCUGGAUGGUGAGGAAGAGGAAGAUGAGCCGGUUUUUGUUCUAACUGACGAAUGGAGGGAAUUCUUUGCACAAUCUGAAGCUAGGAGAAAACUAGAAAAGAAGCAGGGCAAGAAGGGAAAGAAGUGAAUAUAGUGAGAAACGUUUGCUAACAAUACUUUUGGGUGGUCAAGAGGUUGCUCAAGGGUGGUUGAUGACCAUCCUGCUCUUUAGGAUGUAAUUAAUUUCUGUUGAACUAGAUGAGGAUCAAUCGUAUGACGAAAAGGGAUCGUGUCUGCAGUUAUUAAAAGGAUGAAUUACUAAUAUUUGUAGUUCAUUUAUUGUUUGUAAGAUGUUGUUAUUUUUAAUUUCCAAUUACUAAAGUCCAAUCCGUAAAGAAUGUGUUUAAAAUUGUCAAAGUAUCCUUGUGUCUGUGUAUUUGUAUAAAGCAUUUCUAAAUUUUGUAAGAUUAGAAAUGCCGAAUUAUGUUUAGGACUUGGAUUUUGCAGGCAUAACGAUUGGAGGGAUUUUUUUUUAA